AUUAUUUUCUCAUUUAAUUCUCAUAAAAAUAAACAAACGUGAGUUAAAUAUUAUAAAGUAAGUGAAUCGUGGUGCUAUAAAUAAAUUUUAUGUGAUUACAUUUGUGUUAAAGUGCAUAUUCAUACGAAACAACGUCAAAAGUAAAACAUAUCAAACAGCAACAUAUUGAUGAUAAUAAUAUAUUCCACAGUACAAUGGCAGCAGUACAAAACUUAGAUAACCAACGGACUAUAAACAUGCCAGAUAACAGGAAAGAGCGAGACGCAAUGAACAAUGAGAUAUCGUCUACAUCGAGCGACGAGACCCAAAACACAGCGUCCAUCGUCAAAUAUAAUAUCUACAAGAAGAGAUACAAAGAUUGCGCGUCUGACAACGAAACGGAUGGUCCCAGGAACAGGGCAAUCAUGCAACGCAAUCACUACAAAUCCAUGGGCAAUCUAAACGAUUCGUAUCGUCGAGAUUUUAGGAACAGUGUGAACAGCAUCAGUAACGUCGAUUUAAGCCUACACAGUGAUAAUAUUAAGAAGUUUGAAUCACUGCAAAUACCAAUAGUUGGGUACGAAGUUAUGGAAGAAAGAGCAAGGUUCACAAUAUACAAGUUGAAAGUAGAAGACGAUAAGCGGGACCAGUCCUGGCUUGUCUUUCGGAGAUACACAGAUUUUGUUCGAUUAUACAAUAGGAUAAAGAGCGAACAGCCGAAUCUGAUUCUCCCGUUGCCAGGGAAACGGUGGUUCAGGGAUAACUUCGAACCAGCGUUCUUAGAAGAACGAGUGCGCGGGUUACAAGUGUUCGUGAACGCGAUAUUGAAUAAGCUACCCAAUCACCCUGUCGUUAGGGAGUUCUUUUGCUUGGACGAACCGCCUCAAGUGUUCACGUACCAGCCAGAAGUACAAGCGGUGUAUGGGGCUCUAGAAGAUUCUAUUACCACGUUGAAAAUGCAGUUGAAGCAAAAGGACGCGACGAUCAUGCAUUUACAAACACGCCUGUCUCAGAUUGAGGAUAAAGUUAAAAACUGUCCGAAAUGUUCUAAUCAAUGAUAGUAUAAGUAAAUGGGUGUAGAUAGGUUUUUUAAAGCAUAGAAAAAUUCGAUUACGAAACAUGCGAAUAUUAUAAAACAUUUGAAUAAUGACUAAAUAUCAAAUUCAGAUAUAGAUAGGAAGCCAACAUAACGUCGCUAUAUAGAUCGUCUAGCGCCAUCACGUUCCCACACAGGGAAUAACACUUAUAUAAAACAUCAUGGUAACCCUCCAGUUGUCUCUUUUUCGCUGAAGAUAGUUGAAUCAUGGCAUCUCACUUUGACGUCUAAUCGUGUGUGUGUUAAGUAUUUGUGCCUAUUCAUACCAGAGCGGUAUCCGCUACCGCCGGCCGUGGAUAGCGAUAUCCCGAAUCCCGAUGGCACGCGAUUAAAUGUUUUACAUAGUAUAUUAUAGAGACUAAUCGCAUACCAAUGGGUAUACUGAUACCCAUGGCGGUAGCGGAUACCGCUCUGGUUUGAAUAGGCCUUAACGGACACACGAUUAGACGUCAAAGUGACAUGAGUCAACUAUCGUGAACAAAAAAGGGACAACUGGGGGGUUACCAUGAUGUCUUAGCAGUUUUUUUCCAGUUUGGGAACGUGAUGGCGCUAGACAAUCUAUAUAGUGUUGUCAUUUUUCUGUAUGAAGUCAAUACUGGCUAAUUAGCCACGUUGUGUAGUGUUUUAGCCUAUCAACACCUUUCUACGUAUAAUAUGAUUGGUUGUAAUGUACAAAUGUAGUGAUAUUAAUGUUAUAUUAUGAAAGCAUUUAUUUUUUUAUUUGUGUUGUGUUGUGGGGUAGGGUGUGAACAAAGAAAAAAUAUUUUCUUUCCUUAUUUAAAAGAUAUUAGAGAGUUAAUAAAAUCGGUCAAAUUUUAACAUGAUUACACCGAUUGCAGUUUAUUUACGUUUUGAAGGUAGUUGAAUAUUAGUUUUGUUGAACUACCCUCAUUUAAUUUCAAUUUUAAACCUUUUCAUGUACAGAUUCGUAAUGAAUAUUAAAUUAAAUAAUUAUCUAUGUAUAUAACAAUGUACAAAUAAUAGUUUUUUAAGAUCUAAUAAAACAAAUAAAUAAACAAAAAUAUAGGUAAA
Molecule: messenger RNA, 2107 nt
Organism: Colias croceus (clouded yellow)
Lineage: Eukaryota; Metazoa; Arthropoda; Insecta; Lepidoptera; Pieridae
Gene: Snx16
Product: sorting nexin-16
Exons: 2
Coding region: 195-1037 (280 amino acids)
Biological process (GO): endosome to lysosome transport; protein targeting to lysosome; early endosome to late endosome transport
Cellular component (GO): early endosome; extrinsic component of endosome membrane; late endosome
Molecular function (GO): phosphatidylinositol binding
Source: RefSeq, a predicted model, not a curated record